GUGGCAACUCGAACCCCGUCUGAAUUAUUGACGCUCCUCCUCCAAGAAGCGACUUCAAUAUCCCCCGGCCAAGGCGACCGCCUGCGCUUCACAGUCCCACUGUUCGCCCCCAGCGGAGCUCCUGGGCCCCGGAACUACCAAACCCAUAAUCCCCGGCGGCCCUGCCAGCCUCGUGCAGCUCUUCGGGAGCUGCAGUCUCGCCACUGCACUCUCGCUCCUUUACGAGCUGGAGACGAGCACUACAAUUCCCAGCAACACCUGGGAGUCUCGCCUGCCUCCGCCUCCCCCAGCUGGCUUGAAGGCUGUUAUUGUUGUUGCUAAAAGCCCAAGCUACCAAGAUGGAAGAGGGGCAGUCCCAUCCUGGUGUGGCUUUCCUAAAUGUGGCCUCAAGUUACGUGCCCCACACCAAAGUGGAGUGUUACUAUACCCUCCCAUCUGGCCUGAAGCCCUCACCCAGAGAUUGGAUUGGGAUCUUUAAGGUGGAAGCUUCCUCAGUGCGUGAUUAUUACACCUUUGUGUGGUGCACAGUGCCAGAUGGCGGAGCUUCGGCAAGAGCCCUUCUUCACUGUAGUGUGCAGUUCCAAGCCAGCUACCUGCCUAAGCCAGGACCCCAGCAAUACCAGUUCCGUUAUGUGGAUCGCCAUGGAGAGGUGCGUGGUCAAAGCCCUCCUUUCCAGUUCAGCGAGCCACAGCCCAUGGAUGAGCUUGUCACCCUGGAGGAAGCCAGUGAUGACAAUGGGGACACCGACAUGUUGCUAGUGGUUCCCAAGGCCACUCUGCUAGAGACUCAGCUGGAGGAGAGUCGUCAGGAGCAAGGGGCCCUGUUGCAGGAGUCGUGCCGCUUGAAGGAGGAGGUUCAAGAGCUACGGAGCCGCAUCGCUGAGCUAGAAGAGGUGCUCAGCUCCCUGCGUGAUGAGCAUUCCAAGCUGGCUGCGCAAUACAAGGAAUUGUCAAGUUGUUUAGCGGAAGUGUCCAAGCAGAAAGAGACUCUCAGCCUCCAAGAAACUAUGCAUUUGGCACGAAUCCAGCAACUGGAAGGUGAUAUCCAGGCCAUGGGUGAGAAGAUGCUCCAGAGAGAGACAGAACUAGACAGGGCAAAGGACACGGUCAAGUCACUGCUGCGCGAACAGGAGCAAAUUCACCAUCAGCUCAAAGAGGAGAAUGCAGAGAAAGAGCAGUUCCAGGUCAAGCUGCAGGCCUCCGAGGAGGAAAGCCGCAGCCUGGCCUCGGAUCUGCAGGAAGCCAAGACCCUCCACGUCGAGAGGCUUUCCCAGACCCUGGUGCUGCAGGAGGACAUCAACAAGCUGCAGCAGAAGCUGGCCACCGCUAAUCGCCGCACAGCACAGAUGGAGUCCUUGUGCGAACAGCUGCGCUCCACCCAGGAUGUCCUGGCUGCCAGCCAGCAGAAGGUGGCCCUCUUAGGGGAAGAGCUGGCCAGCGUGGCCUCCAUCCGGGACCACACCAUUUCCGACCUGCACAAGAGCCGCCUCGAGGCAGCCGAGAUAAACAUCAAGCUCGCUGACAUGACCCUGAAGUGGAAAGAAGGCAAGGGCCAGUGGUGGAAGGAGAAGGCCACGCUGCUGCAAAAUGUGGAGGCAGAGAAGGACAAGAUCCUGAAGCUGAGUGCCGAGGUGCUGCGCCUUGAGAAGAACCUGCAAGAAGAGCGGGCACAGCGCCAGGUGCUGCACAGUGAGUUGGCGCAAGAGCGUGACUCCAGCCUGGUGCAGGUGUCUGAAAACCGCCGAGAGUUACGCGAGCUUCGCGCUGCACUGCAAGUUGCCCAGAAGGAGAAGGAGCAGUUGCAGGCUGAAAAGCAGGAGCUGCUGGUGUAUGUGCGGCGCCUUGAAGAGCGCCUAGAGAAGGUAGCUGAUGAGAAAUGGAGUGAAUCAGUUCUGGUGGAUGAAGAGACAGUCCUGGACACCCCUGGCUCUCUGGACUCCCCGCUGUCUGACUCGGAGGACGAAUGCCCUGAGGACAUGCGUCUGCCCACCCAGCUGGGCUCCUACAGCCUGUGUGACAACCGGGCCACUAGCACCACCCCGCCCUGUGCCCGUGGGCCUGCCCAAGCAGUGGUGAUUAGCCAGCCUGCGCCUAUUGCCAACCAGAUCAAGCAGCCAGCAGAGGAUUCCAGUUCUGAUUCGGAGGCAGAGGAUGAGAAGGCUGUUUUGAUGGCAGCUGCACAGAGUGGUGGCGAAGAGACCAGCUUGCUCCUUCCAGAACUGAGCAGUGGCUUCUAUGAGGUGGCCAGUGGACUAACAGGGCGGCAGAUGUCGGAGCCAGGGGCCAGUGGGAUGGGGGCAUCUCCCUUGGACCUGCCCUCGCCAGCAUUUUGGAAGGAGUGUCCCGUCUGCCAUGAGCGCUUCCCACUGGAGAGUGACAAAGAAGCCAUGGAUACGCAUGUUGAUGGGCACUUCUUCUUCAGCACCCACGACCCCUUCGCUUUUGAGUGAGCCCUCCUUUCCCCCAUCCCAGACCUCACCACCAAGCCCCCUUGGUUUCCCCCUCCCCAUUCACUGGGAUCCAGGCUGGGUACCUUCCAUCCCUUCCCUAGAGAGCUUGCUAAGAUGAAGGCAUUAUCCUAGCAGAGUAGCUUGAUAAGCUAGGUGGUAACAGGAGUCUGCCAUCUUGCUGGGACCUCUCUAAGGCAACGCAGUCAGAGCCCACUUGCUUUGGGAGGAACAAGGCAAGUUAAACCCAGACACACAGAUGUUAAACUGAGAGUGAGACACCCGUGGCCCUCCAGAUGCCGUUGGACCAAAAUUCCCAUUGUCCUGGACCAUUAGCCAUCCUGGCUGGGACUAAUGGAAGUCAAGUCCAACAUCAUCCAGAGGGCUUCAUGUUUCCCACCCCUGCAUUAAACAGAAACUGAGCCUUGGCUCAGAAAUCAAGUAAAAGAGUUUUUAUUUUCUCUUGACAGGUUGUGUGAGAGGACGCAUUCAGACAUAAACAGUAAUUUUGUAAUGCUAAGUGAGUUAAAAGAAAAGAGUCAACAAUCCUUGGCAAACCCAAAGGGUUUGUGACUCUUAUCUUCUUGCCCCCAUGUAAAUGGUGCUGUGUACAAAAGCAGGGCUCACAAACAGCGGUUUGCUGGGUGCACCUCAUGGUUCAGAGGUGAAGCACCAUAAGCUCAGCCAGGGUAUGGUGCUCAAAGAGCCCGAUUUGUGCAGAUGGUUCUUAGUCCUGGUUCUUAGUCCUGUGAGAGUAACCUAAGAUGAUAAACAUGCCCUCACAGGUCUUGACAACAUGCUGUAACCAAUCCAUUCGUAGAAACACUCGCUUCUAGCAUUCUAGACUAGCUUUCCCCAAGCUGGUGCCUUCCAGAUGUAUUGGCUGACAACUGCCAUCAUCCCCAGUCUUCACUGACUAUGCCGGCUGGGAAGCAUGAGAUUUUCCAGCCAACAGCUAGAAUGCAUCAGGCGGGGGAAGGCUGCACUGCACUGUUGGAUGUUGGGGACAAAGGAGCGAGCCCCAGAACAUGUUUGUUGGACAGGGUGCCUGCAGGAUUCUAGUCUGAGCAAUCCAGUACAAAAAGCCAGACUACCGCUUUGUGUCAUACGUGCGCACUUUUGUGCACAUGCCCACACACACAUUCUGUGUUGGGGUUUCUCACUCAAACUGUGUUGGCUUCAGCCAUUGUCUUUCUUGGCAGUAUAGAAAAUUACAUAAGUCAACAAUUUUUUUAAGAAAUACAUUUAAGAAUCUUCAGCCUCUCUCCCUUUAGUCAACUGCCAAAGGAAACAAUGCUGUGAAACUUGCUAGUUAUUGAAAAGAGAAACCCUCAUUGCAAAGAAAAAGGAUUUUUUUUAAAGCUAGAAGUGGGUUCUGAUUGGCAUUGGAACAGGAGAUACUUGAAAAUGAGAUGAAAAGGGGCUGCUUGGACAUCUGAUCUCGCUCCUGCAUGCAGUCAGUUUAGGAGUGGAUUUCAGGUUCAUGUGCUCCCUCCUCCAUUUCUCUCACCAUUUAUGGCCUGGCCAGGAAGCAUGAGAACUCAAGGCCUACCGGAGAUCUUGCCACUCAUACAACUGAAAUCAGAACUCUUGUCUGAUUAGAGCCAGUGUUGGUGGUACACUGCAGUGACGCUAUGUAGCGCAGCCUCUUGGGUAAAGCAGAACUGUGCAGCCACGGUGGUGCACCAGCAUGUUGCUCCUAUCAGUCUCAGCCAGCAUGCCCAAAGGUGAGAGCUGAUGGAGGUUGCAGUCCAAUAGCACUCUCCAUCCCUGAUUUAGGGUGUGGGUGAGAGGAAAGGAGAGGCAGUGUUUCCUAGUGGUUAGAGUAGGAAUAAGAUUGAGGAGAUCUGGGUUCAAGACCUCAUGUGGCCAUGAAGCUCACUAGGUGACUUUGGACCAGUCACUGACUCUCAGCCUGGCCUGCCACACAGUCUUCUUGUGAGGAUAAAAUGGAGAGGAGGGAAAUCAUGGAAAGCCCUUAGAUUCCUGGAAAAGCGGUGAAGAAAAGGCAGGAUACAGAUGCAAUAGCGCAUCAGUACUCAAAAGGGAGGAUCAGAACACCUGUCAUAAUGAAAGCCUCAGACAGAAAAGGCAAGAUCUCGGCUGCAGAUAGCAGAGUGAGGGCACCCCAUGGCGUCAUAUUCCACAGGCUGAAAUCCUAAGCAUGGUUACCUGGGAAGGAGUCCCAUCGGCUCAGUCAGAGCUGCUUCCCAGUGACACUGACAUGCUUAGGCCAUGCAUGUCAGAUCUGUUGAUAUGGUUUGAAAGAUUCAUCCUUGAAACACUCCCUUCCCACUGUCUGGUACAACAAAGGCUGUGAAAGAAGGUUGGCAUGAAGUGAUCGAAUAAAUUUACCUUGAUUACAUCUCCCAAGAAGGUCUGCGGCCUUCACAGAGACCUCCAAAGCCAUCCCUGCAGCCACCAGCAGACAGUCGUAGCUGGCCACAGUUCUUAAGCCCGUGAUGCUUACCUGGAAAAAGAGGUUGGAUCGUAGCUAAGAGACAGAUGUAUCUGUUGCUGGGCUGUACUGUGUCAGGCUAUCAGGGUAGGAUCCAGUCUGAGUAUUCUCCCACAAAGGAUGCUUCCCAGCACGAUCAAAACUAGCAUGACAAGAAGAGGAAUUGAGGUUUGAGGUUUGUGUUUUCCCUGCCAAGGAAGUGUUACCACCACCAUCCCUGCAGUCUGAAACAACACAACCCCACAGCGGAUGCCUCCGGUGGGGCUUCUGUUCAUCUAACUUUUAAAUUCUGACUGUGCGAGCAGAAGCAGAACAGACAGAUGCAAAUGAAUGGAUGUGGGUAUUUAUUGUUUUAGCUAGAGGCCCUUACUCCAGCAAAACCUCAAAGAUUUUAUUGCUUGCAUUUAUAUAUUAUAUGGCAUUGUGUGUUGUUGUUGUUUUUAAUAACUAAAGCAACCAGACUAGCAGACACGUAAAUUAGAAUAAAGCAGAGGAGAGAAUCCAAUAAAACCUCCUGCAUGUCUCACCACCACCAGGGGACAAAAUUAUACAAAUUUGCAGGCAAGAAUUUUUUUGCCUUUCCCUUAAACAUGAUCAAUAUCUUUCCUAAACAUAGUUGUUACCUUUGCAUAAAUAGCAAAAAGCUGAGGUUAUUUAUUCCACAAUAAUGCAGGUUCCAAAAGAUUGCAAUGAUAUCACUUAAAGUUCCUGAAAAAUCAGGAGUGCUAGAAGAAUCUGUAGUGAAAGGAAUAAAAAGAAUGAGGAAGGUCAUUUUUGGGAGAUGUUUUUAGGCUAUUAGUGAAUCCAGUUCUUAAUCAAGGUUGUAUUCUGCACCCCUUGGCCCAGAAUAAAUUAGGCAAAUUCUGUAACUUUGCAGAAACAAUGAAAGAAUUCUGUGUCCAUAAUAAUACAAUAGCAGUAUGUAUAAAUAUUGGAAGAAAUAGUUUGAUGAGACUAAUUGCAAUAAAGAGAGUUCUGUAGAAGUUCUGUUAAAUACUAACAGCCCCAUAAUAAGGUCUAGAAGCACACUUGUGAUUUUGAUUUUGCAUCAACGUGGCAAGGGUGGUGUUAAAAUGAAGCUGCGGGAUCAUGAACCGGGAACUCACAUGUGCAGAAUACACCAUGGUGUGUUUCCAGUUUAGAGAUGACUUGCCCCUUGUCUACAUGCUCCAGGUCAGGGCUAUGGGCACUUGUGUGCACACUGUGGACACAGCACCCCAGAGGCCCCACAUGCCGCUUCCAGAAUGAAUGCAGAAAGCAUGUCAGUUAUGAGAGCCAGCAUGGUGUGAUGGCUGGAGCGCCGGACUGGGGAGCUGGGAGACCUGAGUUCUAGUCCCCGCUCAGCCAUAGUGCUCACUGGGAGCCACUCCCUCUCAGCCUAACCUACCUCACAGGGCGAUUGUUGAGAAGAUAACAUGGAGUUAUGUAAGCUGCAUUGAUAUGAAUAGCACUGUUCACAUAGCACUGAAGUAUGCUUCCAAAAGAAGGGUAGGGAAGUGUAGCACGUAUCAAGAGGAGACGCUCUAGACUACUGAGAGGGAGAAGGAGAGAGUUCUGUGGCACCCUAGUAACUAAUUUACUGUAGAAUGAAUUUUCAUAGCAUGUAGCUCAUUUCAGCAAACAUUGCACCAAAGCUGUAUAGGAUCUUUUGGAAGAGGUGAGAAGGUCAGGCAGAGAUAUUUGGGAGUGGGUGGAUUCAGCCGACACAAACCAAAGGGGAGAGAGAAGUUGUGGAGGGCACAGACCUCCCCACCACCACCAUUGAGACCCAAAGGUUGCCCUUGCCAGCCCCAAAGAAAUUCUUCGCCCCAUAGUUGGCAUCUUAAAGACUAGAAAUAGGGAGAGAUUUUUGAUUUUUGGUUGCUUUUUAAAACCUGAGGAUAUAUAAUGUUGAGCUGGGAACUGCUGUUGUGUAGCAUACACAGUGAGCUCAGCCAUGAUGCGCAUUGAAUGGGUCUAAUUCUAACUUCUCAUAGGGAGCAAACCCAGUUCGGUCACUUGGCAUAUUUGAGCACCAGCAACAGGCCCCUAAUGAUAUAUGAACAUCACGUGCACACUCACCAGCCUGCACGGAUAGGACAAAUGCAGGACUGGCAGUGUGCACCCAGCAAAUAUCCACCUUUACUGCUGUCGGGGUUAGGGGUAUUUUCAGUGCAGUGGGGAGCCGCUAGGAGUGGGUUGCCUCAUUGCUGAUUCAAUGGUUAUUCCAUAGGACCUUCGGCCUCGGCGGACGCAGGAGCUGAAUUGCCCUGGAUGUGAACCUCAAGAUGUGUUUGCACAUCCAGUUGCAGCGAUAGUCAAUGUUAGGGACUAGGAGCCCACUCAUUAUUUUUUCCUCUGACAGCCUGGCUCCCAUUGUUGGGCAAUUCCCCGCCAGCCUGUCCACAUGUGCAGCAUGAUCUCGUGGUGCAGCUGGUGGGUCCCAGGUGCAAGUGCUUCCUCCAUGAACAGAGCUCCUUGCAUGUGCACAUGUGUGCACACACGGGAAAGGGAAUGGGUUCCUUGCUAGCCUUGCCUCUGAUGCACUGGUUGCGAUGUGUGCAGACCUGGAGGGAGCCCUUGAACCUGCGAUGCCCCUCCUGCAGUGCUCCCUGGCCCAAUCCGGGAAAAGCUCCCUUGGCUUGGUUCUGCUGCACCGGUAAAGGGGCCCUGAGAGUCGUGAGAGGCAAGGGCGAUUCCUUGCGUGAUGACCGAUGAUCGCAGACUGACACUUUCAAAUGAUUUGGUGAUCACGGCAAGGAAAAGGGGGGAAAUGAGAUGGUGGCCCUUUACCAGCCAUACUUCCUUGAGUAGACUUGGUUCCCCGCCUCACCUGUUUUGUUGUUGUUUUAAAGUAGCCCUUUCUCAGCAUGCUCCUGCAUCUGUCGCCACCUCCUCAGCUCCCCACCCCACGACCGCAGCCGCUAGCCUCUCCCUUGGACCGCUUCGCCUCGCCUCGUAUCUCACAUGGGUUGCCACUGUGCUUGGCCGAUCAUGCUGUUUCCGUUCCCACCCCUACGCCCUGCUGUACAGAUCCCUGGCACCCCCACUCUGGAUGGAGCUUUGGCCUCGCUUCCAACCAAUCCCUUGGUUGCGGCUUGUUCUCUUUUUCUGCCUCUUGGUGUAUUUGCUGGGCUCUGAGAGGAGGAUGUGAGACCCACCUUCAGCUUAAGCAAGUGUGUGUGUGUGUGUGUGUGGGGAGAGAGAGAGAGAGAGACUGACUCUCUAAUGACUGUGCCUUUUGGAGAGGCCGCAACGCCUCUCCUUGCGUGGGAACUUUCCAGCAUGUGCCGCCGCAGUUCUGAGUUCACCUUACCUGUCUCUUUAUACCCCCCACCCCACGAAACCCCACUUUUACUGAAUACACGAGUCAGCAACACAAGCUCAGAGCAAUAAUCCUCCUUCCACUCCCCAAUCCUGACACGCCCCCAAGUCUAUGUAUAGGGUGUACAUAUAUAUAUUUAUAUUUAUAUUUAUAUGACAUGUUGCAGCUAUUCUAAUAAAAAGCAGUCUUUCUGCAA
Molecule: messenger RNA, 8405 nt
Organism: Varanus komodoensis (Komodo dragon)
Lineage: Eukaryota; Metazoa; Chordata; Lepidosauria; Squamata; Varanidae
Gene: CALCOCO1
Product: calcium binding and coiled-coil domain 1
Exons: 15
Coding region: 339-2450 (703 amino acids)
Source: RefSeq, a predicted model, not a curated record